ACCCCGAGACCCUCCCUGGAUCAAACGCUAGGGUUUCCCCCAUCCCCUGCUCCUCCCCUCUCCACCCCCAUGGCCGACGCCGCCGCCGCCGCCACCGAGGCCGCCGCCAUCGCCCGGCGCCUCGCCUCCUGCAACACCUCCGCCCGCGUACGCGCCGUACGGUACCUCCUCUCCGACUUCCUGCCCGCCUCCGCGGCGCACCUCUCCCCCACCGACCUCCUCAAGCUCUGGAAGGGGCUCUUCUUCUGCUUCUGGCACUCGGACAAGCCGCUGUACCAGUCCUCCCUCGCCUCCAGCCUCGCCGGCGCCGUCUCCUCCGCGCCCUCUCCCGCCGCCGCCGCGGCCUUCCUCUCCGCCUACCUCGCCACCAUCCGCCGCGAGUGGCCCCACAUCGACGUCCACCGCCUCGACAAGUUCUACCUCCUCAACCGCCGGUUCAUCAACCACGCCUUCCUCUUCCUCAGAGCCCACGCCUUCGCGCCCGACGUCACCUCACAGAUCAUAUCAGUUGUGUCGGAGAAGGCCCUCCUGCCGGAAGCUGACACCCCCUCCGCCGGCACCUCCCGAGGACUUGGGUACCAUGUCGCCGAUGCAUUUGUUGACGAGCUAUUGCCUGUGCUCCCCGUUAGCUUGCAGUCGAUGGAGUUACUGUUGGCUCCUUUCUUCACUGUGUUGGAGAAGUCGACCGAUAGGGUGUUGGUGAAUAAGGUUAGGUCCAACCUGUUCGAGAGGUUCCUGGAGAGCGGGAAUCAGUUGCUGGAGAUGAUGAAGAAAGGGGUUGAAGUGGAGAAUGGGAGUGCGGAGGAGAAGCUUGGGAAGGUCGGGCUGUUGUUCGGAUUCAGCAAGAGGUUCUUGGAUAUUGGGGCUAAUGUUGAGACUGUGCUGGCGAACCGGAAGGUGGUGUUUGCUUUGAGGGAUGCGUUUGUUAAGCUCGAGAAGGGACUGGAGCUGUCUGAGAUUAAAAUUGAUGUGCCAGUGUUUGAGUGUACAGAGGUGUCAUCGGUGGAGAAUGGCAUGGAUUUAGAUGAGGCAAAGGUGGAAAAGAAGAAGAAGAAAAAGGCAAAGAAGGCGCCGUUAAUUGAAGCUGGCGAGGAGGAUGGUAAGGCUUUGAAGAAAGAGAAGAAGGUGAAGAAAGACAAGAACAAGAAGGAGAAAAAAGAAAAGAAGAAGAAGAACAAGGUGAAGGUCAUUGAUGGAGGGGAUAUCCCUGGUCUGAGUGCCGAUGACCCUGCAGGGGACCAGCAGAUGGAUAAUGACACUGAUGCCAUUACGUUUGAUGAGGUGUCAAUGUCCAAUCUCCAGAAGCAAUUUGAGAAGGCUGCAGCUGAAGCCGGGAUGCCCAAUGGAGGCAGCAGCUCAAGUGCUUCGCCCGUGACACCAAAAACCGGAAAAGGGGCUAAGAAGAGGAAACGGUCAAAAUCUGUCGAUAGGUUAUCAGAAGCUUCUGAUGGAGAUGUUGGUAGCGGAGGUAAUGUUCUCACACAGGAUGGAGAUAAGAGCGGUAAGAAAGUGAGAUUCUCUAUGAAGAGCAACCUAGUUUGGAAGCCUCACAGUCCUUUACCACCACAGUGCUUGAGGUUGCCACCAUCUGCUACUCCAAGGGGGAGUGCACUGAAAAGGGGAGUUCAGCCUGGGCCUAUUAGAGAAAGCUCCACGCCAGUGAAGAAGACUAAGCCAAAAGCAAAGUCUGCAAAGAAGAUGUUGAAGAAGAACCCUACCUCAGCUGUUAAGCGCUUGCGGAAGUUGCAAAGCUUCUCUGCAUAAACUCCUGAGUGUAUGAUGUCAUGUCGGUCCCAUUGUGCCUUCUAAAUUGUGUUUUAUCAUUACUUAAUUCUUCUUCUUUAGGUAGUCUUAUACACUGUUUUCCUUGCUACCUUCAUUUUUUAUGGAUUGCUUAACAAUGUCUCCUCAUAGUGCAUUCAUGAUAAUCAUGUGAUGAUCAUUGUUUGGUAGUAACAGUACCUUUUUAUCCCUCUAUAUUGUUUGAGGCUCUGAAUCUCUGAUGAA
Brachypodium distachyon (stiff brome) is the source of this 2007-nucleotide messenger RNA. Its product is annotated as ribosomal RNA processing protein 1 homolog. The transcript has a single exon. Gene Ontology annotation, cellular component: preribosome, small subunit precursor; nucleus; preribosome, large subunit precursor. Bases 70 to 1764 code for a protein of 564 amino acids. Gene Ontology annotation, biological process: rRNA processing. Lineage: Eukaryota; Viridiplantae; Streptophyta; Magnoliopsida; Poales; Poaceae. The record is from RefSeq and is a predicted model, not a curated record.